Molecule: messenger RNA, 4547 nt
Organism: Diachasmimorpha longicaudata
Lineage: Eukaryota; Metazoa; Arthropoda; Insecta; Hymenoptera; Braconidae
Gene: Stim
Product: stromal interaction molecule homolog
Exons: 10
Coding region: 727-2697 (656 amino acids)
Biological process (GO): activation of store-operated calcium channel activity; store-operated calcium entry; intracellular calcium ion homeostasis
Cellular component (GO): plasma membrane; endoplasmic reticulum
Molecular function (GO): calcium channel regulator activity; protein binding; calcium ion binding
Source: RefSeq, a predicted model, not a curated record
ACAAAUGAAUGGAAAAAUUGAAAAGCGGAAGACACUAGCGCUCGUGAGAAAAUCGAAAAUGGUGAUGCUAUUCAAGAAGCCAAGUACGAAGUGUGCCACCUCGGCUGGUCCAACAUAAUCCAUGAUAAUUUUUUUUAUGCUUUUUUCCCCCUUGACUUCAUCCUCUGCAUUUGCUCUCGUGGUGGUAGUGUUGGUGGCCUUGAUAGAAACAUCUGAUUCCCCUCAUUCGUCGUGCCCAAAGCCAAGUGUACUUAAUUAAAAAGAGGAUUGAUAAUUGAAAUAAUUGGGUGGAAUAAUUUUUAGCCAGUCGUAAAAUAAUAAAGAUCAUAAAAGGUGAAUAAUCAAAAGAUAUUUCACUCAAUUUCUAUCACCAAAAGUCAAGUCAAUUGAAUCAAAACAAGGGGUCUUGAUGGGGCAAUCAGGAAAAUCAUACGACGAGGAAGAAGAGCUCACACGGUUUUACAUCUCCUGAGUAAAUUCAUAGAAUUGAUUAAACAUUAAUCCAAAGUGUUUCCCGGAACAAAUAAACCAUUAAUAUACACUGAGAUAUUGUCCUUGAGGUGUGAAAAUUGUCGAGUGCAGUGGCCAACUAACUGAAUCGUGAUAAUUGUCACAACACUUGUCUUCCCCAAAAGUUGACGUAUAAUCCUCAAUAUUUUGAGGAUUAUAUUCUUCCUCAUUACAAUAUAAAUAAAAAAUCAAUUUGAGUUAAGGUUAACUUGAGAAAUGCGAUCAGUGGCGAAUGUCGAAUUAAUCGUGAUUUAUGGUCUCCGACUGUUGUGCCUCUGCUUUACUGAGGUUAUUGCCAGUGGUGGUGCACUAGAUGCAAGCACUGGGUAUCAGGCUCGUUCGAGUGAUGGCUCAAAGGGUUCAACAAAAUUCUCAGCAACACUCACUGAUGGAAUCGCACAGGCUGUUGCACAUGACAGUGCCCAGUCUAAUAAGCAACAGAUAUUGGGCGUUGAAACAUGCAAUGAUGAUUUGGCAUGCAUAACCAUGGCAUCACACGAUCGCCUUGGUCUUGAGGCGAUUAAAUCCCUGCACAGUCAAUUGGACGAUGAUGCUGAUGGCGACGUCGAUCUGUCAGAGUCCGAUGAUUUUCUGAGAGAAGAGCUGCAGUACGAGGCAGGCUACGAAAGACGACAACGUGCCUUCCAUCACAAUGAUGACAUGCAUAUUAGUGUUAGGGAACUAUGGGAGGCCUGGCUGAGGUCUGAAGUACACAAUUGGACUAUUGAACAGACUUCUGAAUGGCUUACCUCUAACGUUGAACUUCCACAAUACGUUCCUAAUUUUAUACAACAUCGUGUCACUGGUGCUACUCUUCCUAGACUGGCUGUGAAUAAUAUGCACUAUCUCAGUAAUGUUCUUGGGAUUAAAGAUCCAAUUCAUAAACAAAAGAUUGCCUUAAAAGCUAUGGAUGUAGUUUUAUUUGGACCACCAAAGGACACAGGGCACAGCAUUAAGGAUUUGAUACUCAUAACUUUAUUGUUUGGAGCGUUGAUCGGCUGCUGGUACGCCUAUCAGCAGAAGAAAAGCUCUCAGAAACACCUCAAGAGAAUGAUGAAGGACAUGGAAGGCCUACACAAGGCUGAACUCGCCCUGGAGGAUCUGCAGAAAGAGCUUGAACGGGCGAGAUUGGAGCAGGCAAGUGCAGCAACCGAGAAACAGAAACUCGAGGCCAAAUUACAGGGUGAGAGUAUGGGAAUGCAUACGUCAUAUUCUGAUUUGGAAGUCUCUCAAUUAAAACAAGAGAUCGAAAUGUUAAAAUUGGAGCUCCAACGUGCCGAGGGAGAGCUUGAGGAUCGUUGUUGGUCACCACCAGUUGGCCUACAGCACUGGCUACAGCUGACCCACGAAAUUGAAAAUAAAGGAUACAUAAAGAAGAAAAUAGCAGCUGAAAAGCAACUGCAACAAGCUCGUGAAGCGUGCGAAAAAUUACGAAAGAAGAGGUCGAGCCUUGUGGGGGCAUUUGUUUCCACUCAUGGAAAGUCAAUUGAUGAAGUUGACAAGAGCAUUGUGGAGGCUCGGACAGCUUUGAACGAAGUCACAGCAGAGCUACAGGAGAGAGUUCAUCGCUGGAAGCAGAUUGAAUUACUCUGUGGAUUCAAUAUUAUUAAUAACAAUGGAUUAAACUAUUUGGAGACCAUUUUAUAUCGAGGGGCACCCAACGGACGAAGUUUAGGACUCAGAGGACGAAUGAGUAGUCAAGAUGACUUGGACGACGAGGCGAGCUCCCUAUACGCAGCAUCAACCUCCGGUGCAGCAGGAAUGCUGGAGAGUUUGACAUGGAAAGAGUCAUCAGCCCCUCCGGACUCGUCAAGCAGUGAAACUGGCAAGGACACACCACCGGAGGUGCAAUUCACCGUUGGUGAUGAUGAUGUUGUCCCUCCAAUUCCUCCAAGACCAGUAACGAAAGAGAAAACAGGAAUGACAAGAUCAUUGAGCCAAGAAGCGACGAGUAUGACAUACGAGGAGGCCAAACUUACUCUGGGGUUAUCAAAAACAUCCUUAUCAGAUAAUUCUCUUGAUUUAUCGGAGAGAAAGACGAGAAAAACGGUCAGAGAAUUACCAACAGUCGAUGAUGAGACACUGUCAACAGACUCAAAUUCAACAGCUGACAAUGAUGAGCUCAAGAGACGUCGUAGAAAGUUACAUUUUCCUGGCUUCAAGAAGAAUAAGGGGAAACUCACGUGAUGGUUCGUUAAGAGGGCUUCAUUUGCACUUAAUCGAGCACAGAGCAACAGAGUGCCUUGACAAAAGCUCAAAUGGACCCUAAGUAUUAAUUGUAUUAAAUGAAUAAUUGUGAUAAAAACUUUUUGACGGUUUUUUGUCAGAUUUUUCAAAUUGUUCAAGUUUCUUCUCUCUCUCUCUCUCUCUCUCUCUGUAUUGUAAUCACUCUGCUUGAGCUUUUCUCGAUGCCUCACACUCUGGUUCGAACAAAGUAUCUUAAACUCAUUGAAAUUCUAUAUUCGAUUGAGGACAAUAUCAUUGCGGGUUUUUAGUGAUAUUUUAAGGUUUUUAUAGCGGAAAAUUACUUUCCUUUUUUAAGCGAUGGUUAUUGAUGAUGGGUUAGGAGAAUUAUUGGCUGAGGGGAGGAUUUAUUUGUGGGGAAAAAUGAUUUUUAUGGAGCAUGAGCAUUUUUCGGGGUUUUAUCGAAGGGUUAAGAUUUUUUUUUAUUGAUACUCUGUUUUUUUCCACUCAAAUGAAUCUCUCCUUGAGCGAUGAAUUAACGUUCUUCCAGCCUCUAUGAGGAUUACUUAUUAUCAGAUACUUUCAGACACUAAAUUCUGUUCAUGACAUAAUUAAUAUUUAUUCUAAGGGAUGAUAUCGAAAGUACUUGGAAUUGCUCAUGAAUUAUCAGAAUAAUAAACGGGGUCAAUAUUUGAUUAUCAGCGAGUAUUUAACGCCGCAGGGCCUUUAAUUAAAUAAUCAAAAUGAGGAUGAAUAAUCUCACGAGAAUCAUGUAUGCAUAGUUGAAAGUAGCAGAUGAUGGAGCCAAUCCCAAGUGGGGAGUAUAAGUUCACGUGACGGAAUUAAAUAAUCGCGAACGUUAAAUCACGAUAUUUUUCAUACAAAAGUUUCUACAAAUGAUAAAAAAAAUGUUAUACUAAAUAAUCAAUUUACCACGGGCUAAUAUAAGUGGAAAAAGAUAAAUAUUGUUGGCAUGUAUGUUGUUAGCACGGGUAGAGCUUAUUAUUUAUGCACGCUAAUGGUUAAUCGAACGUUAAACGAAAUUUCUCGAAAAGGCAAAUACACUUAUAGGAGAAAAUUUAAUAGUAAAACAAACAGAAUUAAUUAGCGAAUUCAAUUUCAGUUUUAUUGAAAAAUUCAGCAGCUUUUCUAGACAUUCUUUCAAGUAGGAGUGAUCAAAUGUCUUUAAUCGUUAGUGAUUAAUCAACCCGAUGGGCUCAAAGUGUACUUCCUUUCACGUAAUCAAUCUAAGAGAAAAGAGAAGUAAAUUAUAUAGUUUAAUUGCGCACAAUGAGGGCACUUUAGUUUAUUAUUCCAGGUAGUGAUGAUUUUAUCUCCUUAUUUUGUUGCCCACUUAUUUUAUUCGCUCCAAUUUAUCUUAAGUCCAAUGAAAAAUAAAUCAAGUGGUCGUUGAAACCUAUGGAUUCACCAUGGAAUUGUGUCAACAGUACUUUAAAUGACCAGGAAAGUUUUAAUUAAACUCAGGUUUACGUGUUCUGUCAUUGUGCGUAGAAUUUUAAAUGGUCGAAACAAAUGAUUAAUCAUUUUAAUAGCGACGUAGGUGACUAGUGAUGUAGAAGGGAGCGUUGUAAUGUCCAACGGAAGGUCGGAGAGUUAAGCUCGUGCAAUUUCACCCUCAGGGGAUGGGAUGUGAAAUUUUAAGGCAAAAUAUUUAUUCAUUUAUUUCAAUAAAAAUUAUAGAGACGUACGGGAAUGUAUAGAAAUAAAUUGGUGUAAUAAUUUGUUCAAAUGAAUUGCAAAAUAGUUUGUGUAAAUUUCGGGAAUGGCGACUUCUUUUAUGUAAUGCAAGGAGUAUGUUUUUUCCAAGAGAAAUAAAUUAAUUUUGAGAUGAA